ACGUUAGGCGCUCUAGCUGCUCCCCAGAGCGCAGGGGAGUUGGCGAUCACAGUGACCAUGGCGCGCGCUCUGGCGGAUCUAGCCGUGGAUUUGCAGGUGCCCCGGGUCGUCCCCUGCCCGGAUUCGGACUCGGAUACAGACUCGGAGGAUCCGAGUCUCCGGCGCAGCGCGGGUGGCUUGCACCGAUCACAGGUCAUCCACAGCGGACACUUCAUGGUGUCCUCGCCGCAUAGCGACUCGCUGACCCGGCGACGCGACCAGGAGGGACCCAUGGGGGUCUCCGACUUCGGGCCGCGCAGCAUCGAUCCGACACUCACCCGCCUCUUCGAGUGCUUGAGCCUGGCUUACAGUGGCAAACUGGUUUCUCCCAAGUGGAAGAACUUCAAAGGCCUCAAAUUGCUGUGCCGGGACAAGAUCCGCCUCAACAACGCCAUCUGGAGGGCCUGGUACAUUCAGUAUGUGCAGCGGAGGAAGAGCCCAGUGUGUGGCUUCGUGACCCCUCUGCAGGGGUCGGAAGCAGAUGAGCACCGGAAACCCGAGGCUGUCGUCCUGGAGGGGAAUUACUGGAAGCGGCGCAUCGAGGUGGUGAUGCGCGAAUACCACAAGUGGCGGAUCUACUACAAGAAGCGGCUCCGUAAGUCCAGCAGGGAAGGGGAUCUCCUGGCUCCCAAGCAGGUGGAAGGUGGGUGGCCGCCACCAGAGCGAUGGUGCGAACAGCUCUUCUCCAGUGUGGUGCCCGUGCUGCUUGGGGGCUCCGAGGAGGAGCCUGGGGGUCGACAGCUCCUGGACCUCGACUGCUUCCUGUCGGAUAUAUCCGAUACACUCUUCACCAUGACACAGCCCAGCCCCUCAUCCCUUCAGCUGCCCCCAGAAGACGCUUAUGUUGGCAAUGCUGACAUGAUCCAGCCAGACCUGACGCCGCUGCAGCCCAGCCUGGAUGACUUCAUGGAGAUAUCAGGUGGGACAGGUCCUUCCCCAGGAGGCAGGAUGGACCAAAAGGAUUUCUUCACCAAUUACCGCCCCCCGCAGACGCCCACAUCUUCAAACUUCCUGGAGCCCCCCAGCGUUGGCCCCAUGGCCGACUCCCUCUUCAGCAGUGGGAUCCUGGGCCCAGAGAUGCCAUCUCCAGCCUCCUUGUCCUCCUCCUCGGGGAUGACCCCUCUCUCAGGGACUACCCGCCUACAGGCUCGGAACAGCUGCCCUGGACCCUUGGACCCCAGUACCUUUUUGAGCUCUGACUUCCUUCUUCCUGAAGACCCAAAGACCAAGAUCCCACCUGCUCCUGUACCGACUCCCCUCCUUCCAUACCCCACCCCUGCCAAGGCACAGGGCUUAGAGCCCUGCACGCCACCUCCCUUCCCUACAAUGGCUCCGCCCCCCGCUCUGUUGCCGGAAGAGCCCCUCUUCUCCGCCAGGUUCCCCUUCACCACAGUCCCUCCUGCUCCAGGAGUGCCUCCACUUCCUGCCCCCACCACCUUCGUUCCCACCCCACAGCCUGGCCCUGCCCCUUUCCCUGUAGACCAUCUGCCCCACGGGUACCCAGAACCUGUCUUCAGGCCUCACUUCGCCGUGCCCCAGGACAUGCAGCCCCGAUGCAAGCCCUCCGUCCCAUCCCCUGGUGGACCGAAAGCCAGUCCCCCUACCUUGGCCCCUACCACUGCCAGCCCCACCGCCACUGCCCGAGACAACAACCCUUGCCUUACCCAGCUUCUCAGGGCAGCCAAGCCUGAGCAAGCACUGGACCCUCCAACUGUGCCCAGCACCCUCCUGCGGCCCUCAGAGUCCCCGCAGGACACAGUCUCUGAGCUCCCCCGUGUCCGUGCCUUCUUCCCCCCAAUCCCGGCCCCUACACCACCUCAGCCACCUCCAUGCCCAGCCACAUUGGCCCCUCCCAGGUCCCUGAUUGUCCCCAAAGCGGAGCGGCUCUCACCCCCAGCGCCCAGCGGCAGUGAGCGGCGAUUAUCAGGGGAUCACAGCUCCAUACCACCCACGGGGGCACUGAGUGUCCACCUGUCUUCCCCUCAACCUAUCCUAAGCCGGGGUCGUGUAGACAACAACAAGAUGGAGAACCGACGCAUCACACACAUCUCCGCGGAACAGAAGAGGCGUUUCAAUAUCAAGCUAGGAUUCGACACCCUUCAUGGACUUGUGAGCACGCUCAGUGCCCAGCCCAGCCUCAAGGUGAGCCCCCAGCCAGAGGUGCACACUCCCUUAGAGUCGUGGAGCCCCUCCUUGGACCAACACCCAACACCAGAUCCCAGGGCCUGCCAGCACGGAGGCCCACACUGGUGGCGCUCGCAGGUGAGCAAAGCGACCACGCUGCAGAAGACGGCCGAGUACAUCCUGAUGCUGCAGCAGGAGCGGGCGGCCAUGCAGGAGGAGGCGCAGCAGCUGCGGGAUGAGAUAGAGGAGCUCAAUGCUGCCAUCAACUUGUGCCAGCAGCAGCUACCAGCCACUGGGGUGCCCAUCACGCAUCAGCGCUUUGACCAGAUGCGGGACAUGUUCGAUGACUAUGUCCGGACCCGGACACUGCACAACUGGAAGUUCUGGGUCUUCAGUAUCCUCAUCCGGCCUUUGUUUGAAUCCUUCAAUGGCAUGGUGUCUACCGCAAGCUUGCACAGCCUCCGCCAGACCUCGUUGGCUUGGCUGGACCAGUACUGUUCCCUGCCUGCUCUCCGACCAACUGUUCUGAAUUCCCUUCGCCAGCUCAGCACAUCUACCAGCAUCUUGACCGACCCGAGCCGUGUACCUGAGCAAGCCACCCGGGCAGUCACAGAGGGCACCCUGGGCAGACCGUUCUAAUCCCAGUGAAGGCUUCCAAGCUCCAGGGACAACUCGUGGGCACUCCCCUCUUGAUCCUGGCCGGCCCUUUCCCUGAGAGUCUAGCCGGCUCCUGGUUUUUCACUUAGCCAUCUCCUGGGGAUGGAGAAGAACCUGGUUCCCACCCCUGCACUAUACCAAUGCCCGACCCCCGGUGACUCAUACUCCAUCUUUGGACCUCCAUUUAAUAACAGAGGACCCCAAAGGCAUUAGCAACUGUGACACUGGGGACCUAGGCCACUCGGGGAGCUCUGAGGAGAGAUGAGGUCAAGCUACGUCCUCAUGACUCCCUGCGCUGGGCAGAGGGCAUCGCCCUUGGUUCCUCAGUAGGGAGGCAGAACAGGAGAUCUGCUCUCUUUGCCCCGGCACUGGUGACAUGGAGCGGGCACUGCAGAGCGGCUUCCUGGGGGGCCGCUGAGGUCUGGUGUCGGGAGAGAUCAGGGCAAGGGGCGGCCGGAGCAGGGCAGGCAUCUUGCACGUAUGUAGAUGUGUGUGUGCGUAUGUGGAUUUUAUAAACACAUUCUUGAACAAUAAAAGAAAAACUGCAAGGG
This is a messenger RNA of Peromyscus maniculatus bairdii (prairie deer mouse), 3371 nucleotides long. It is a transcript of the gene Mlxipl, whose product is annotated as MLX interacting protein like. NCBI's taxonomy places the organism in Eukaryota, Metazoa, Chordata, Mammalia, Rodentia, Cricetidae. The record is from RefSeq and is a predicted model, not a curated record. Gene Ontology annotation, biological process: regulation of transcription by RNA polymerase II. Gene Ontology annotation, molecular function: DNA-binding transcription factor activity, RNA polymerase II-specific; protein dimerization activity; RNA polymerase II cis-regulatory region sequence-specific DNA binding. Gene Ontology annotation, cellular component: nucleus.